Molecule: messenger RNA, 366 nt
Organism: Dibothriocephalus latus
Lineage: Eukaryota; Metazoa; Platyhelminthes; Cestoda; Diphyllobothriidea; Diphyllobothriidae
Source: the annotation of a GenBank genome assembly
AUGGUGACUCUAACGCUCCUCCUGUCUCUACUGAUACUGGGGCAUACCCAGGCCGAGAAUUGGCCAAGAGAUUUAAUCGAAAUUAAGUUGACGCCGGGAUUUGAACUCAAGACGGCUAUUCUCGAUGAAACGCCGUUGUAUCAAUGUGAUAAGGACGAUGAAUCACGUCAUGAUCCGUGCUAUACGACAGGCCCUGAAGUCCUCAUUUUCAAGGGUCGAUUGGAUUUACAGCCGCACGUCAUUGUGUUUGAUGAUGGAAAAGGCAAGAAAUUUAAAAGCACUUUCUGUCGCUGCUCUGCAACCUGGAUUUCGCACUCACUUGCGGUCCUCCUCGCCAGUCUGGCCAUGGUUCACCUCCUCCACUAG